CAGCUGACUCUCUGUUUAUCCUCUCAUGGCUACUGUCGAGUCCCUGCGUCGCGUCACCUUUAAUUAUUGACUGGCGUGCGGUAUAUGUGUGUUUAUUUUUUAUUUGUUUUGUAAGACCGCAACAAUGAAGCCCACACUCUUGGUGAAUAUCGUUUUGCUUUCAUGCCUGACGCUGUUGAGCCAUGUCACAGCGAAGAAUUCAGAGGACAACCGCUGUAAAUGCAUCUGCCCUCCAUACAAGGACAUCGAAGGACAAAUAUACAAACAAAACGUGUCACUUAAAGACUGCAACUGUCUCCAUGUUGUUGAACCAAUGCCAGUGGAAGGGAAAGAUGUAGAGGCAUAUUGUUUGCGCUGUGAGUGCAAAUAUGAAGAGAGAAGUUCUGGAACUAUUAAGUUUACAAUCAUAAUGUACCUCUCCAUUUUGGGGCUGCUGCUUCUCUACAUGGUCUACCUGACCCUGCUGGAGCCCAUAUUGAAAAGACGGCUGUUUGGACACUCGCAGCUCAUCCAGAAUGAGGACGAUGGCGGGGACCAGCAGCCGUUUGCAAACGCUCAUAACGUCCUGUCUCGGUCGCACUCACGGCCCAACAUGCUCAACAAAGUGGAACAUGCUCAGCAGCGCUGGAGGAGGCAGGUCCAGGAGCAGAGGAAGUCUGUGUUCGACCGCCAUGUUGUCCUCAGCUAGAGCUUCAUGCAGUAGAAACACACACGCCACUGUGAUCCUCGCCCAAUAUCUGUCUCUGUUACUUGUUUAUGAUUUGUGGCUUGUAUUCUUUUCAAUGAUCAAAACUGAACUCAAGUCCAACUACAGCACACUAUUACUGUGAGUACAUUUUGCACAAGUUGGGUGCUGAGAAGGAGAACUCUCUGUCAGCUAAAUCGUUCGCAGGUGUGCCAAGUUAUGCGACUUUUUUUUUUUUCCAGGAAAAUGAAGGUAGGGACCAAUAAAUGUUUCAAAAAUAUUUUCAGAUGUUAUGUUGAUCAUGGCUGUUUUCAGUGUAGUGGUUUUCGUGGACAGUGACUUUAACACGACACCAUAAUCUUCCAUCGGUUUUGUCCGCUGCAUGGUGACUGGAAGAGCUUGUGUGUAACAUACUUUUGAAGUUCACCUUCUAAGGUCAAGUCUGUGUUUGCUAACCAAUCAGUUCCCUCCGAGAUCAAUGUAGUAGUAGAUGAAAGUUACUGUUACAAAUCUUGAUCAUGAAA
Molecule: messenger RNA, 1209 nt
Organism: Synchiropus splendidus (mandarinfish)
Lineage: Eukaryota; Metazoa; Chordata; Actinopteri; Syngnathiformes; Callionymidae
Gene: tmem9b
Product: TMEM9 domain family, member B
Exons: 5
Coding region: 125-688 (187 amino acids)
Biological process (GO): positive regulation of canonical NF-kappaB signal transduction
Cellular component (GO): lysosomal membrane
Source: RefSeq, a predicted model, not a curated record